This is a messenger RNA of Ixodes scapularis (black-legged tick), 921 nucleotides long. RefSeq names its product piggyBac transposable element-derived protein 3-like. The transcript is spliced from 2 exons. NCBI's taxonomy places the organism in Eukaryota, Metazoa, Arthropoda, Arachnida, Ixodida, Ixodidae. The record is from RefSeq and is a predicted model, not a curated record. Bases 1 to 921 code for a protein of 306 amino acids.
AUGAUACCUUUAAUGGGGCACCACUCGCUCAAGGUAUACAUCAGAAAUAAGCCUAGCAAGUGGGCAUACAAACCUUGGACCUUAACAGGACGUGCUGGCUAUGUCUAUCGCUUGUACUCAUAUGGAGAUAAUCUUGUCAGAGAUGCCCCCAAUACUCCGGAAGAUAUCAGGGAAAGCGGAAAGGUUGUUUUGUGUUUCAAGACUGCCCUCCCAUGCAGAAUACAAGUCUCCUUUGAUAACUUCUUUGCAUCACUCUCAUUUUUUAUUGAAAUGAAGAAAUGGCAGCUCGGAGAAACAGCAACAUUCAGAGUGGCGAGAACAAGGAACUGUCCUUUGAAAAGAAAAAAAACACUGAAGAAAAAAGAGAGAGGAGCAAUGGAUUACCGGACCGAAAAGGAUUCACAAGUUGCUAUCUGCGCUUGGAAUAACAAUAGUUAUGUUACAGUUGGCUCAAAUGUUCACAGCGUUGAACUUCUUGACACCUGGGGGGCUAUGUUGCACUCCCCCUGCACACGUUACGAGAGGAAGACAAAGACUUACGUAAACGUGAAGAGGCCGAAACUAGUCAGGGUUUAUAAUGAAAGCAUGGAUGGCGUCGACAAAGCUAAUAUGCUCCUCUCGUUUUACAGAAACGACCUGAAGACCAAGAAGUGGUACAAAAAAGUAUUGUUACUUUCUGUUACAAAUGCAUGGCUUCUUUACCGUGAAGCUAAGUCGGCAGACCUGCGUUUCGCAGACUUCAAACUUGAGGUAGCACUUGGAUCGUUGCGACCUCAGCAAGGCAUGUCAGCUGGCAAUGAGGACUGCAUUGAACUAACACUUGCAACACCUAGUACAUCGACAAGAGCAACGGAAGGGUCAACUUCAAAAUCUGGAGUCGUAUCUAAGAAGGCAAAUCACGUCCAGUCCUCAGUAUGUUAG